Carica papaya (papaya) is the source of this 1045-nucleotide messenger RNA. The record is from RefSeq and is a predicted model, not a curated record. NCBI's taxonomy places the organism in Eukaryota, Viridiplantae, Streptophyta, Magnoliopsida, Brassicales, Caricaceae.
CUGCAGAGGAGAAAUGGCUAUGGCCAAGGAAGACGAAGGAGUAACAGUAGAACAAGUAUGGCGCAGCGUGACGAUGUCAUUCGGAGAACUGUAUAUGUAUCUGACAUUGAUCAGCAGGUUACUGAGGAGCAACUUGCAGGUCUCUUUCUCCAUUGCGGCCAGGUUGUUGAUUGUCGUAUAUGUGGCGAUCCUAACUCUGUUCUCCGCUUUGCCUUCAUUGAGUUCACUGAUGAAGAGGGUGCCAGGGCUGCUUUGAACUUGGCUGGGACUAUGCUUGGUUAUUAUCCUGUUAGAGUGCUGCCGUCCAAAACUGCUAUUGCACCUGUUAACCCUACCUAUUUGCCAAGGUCUGAGGAUGAACGUGAGAUGUGCUCAAGGACUGUAUACUGUACAAAUAUUGACAAAAAGGUCACUCAGACAGAUGUCAAGCUCUUCUUUGAAUCAAUUUGCGGGGAGGUUCAUCGCUUGAGGCUGCUUGGGGACUAUCAUCAUGCAACUCGUAUCGCUUUUGUCGAGUUCUCAUUGGCUGACAGUGCAAUUGCAGCUCUGAAUUGUAGUGGUGCUGUCUUGGGAUCGCUCCCGAUCAGGGUAAGCCCAUCCAAGACACCAGUUCGGCCCCGUACUCCUCGUCCUCAUUUGCAGUGACAAGUCAGCUCUGUUGCAGUUUCUGGACUUACUAGCUGGGAAUAUAUAUUUAAAGUUACAUUAUACAUAGAUAGACACAGAAGAACAUUUUAGGUACUUGUGGCUUUUAUCAUGAUUUUGUCGAAGCUGUCUCACCCGAGCCCGGUAUCUUUGGUUACCCUAUGUUAUAGGAGGAUAGGUCCUUUUUCGAAGUAUGGUUUCUUUUACUAGCAUUAUACGGAUGGAUGGGACUUAGAGGACAUGAAUGGCUUAAUUUCUCAUGUUGCAAAAUCCUUGUGUCAUUUUUGGGAUGAUGAUGAUUCUCCCAAAUUCGACCAGUCUUUGUUUUUCAGUGUAUGUAUCUGACAACUCCAGAUUGUUAAAUAGGUCAUUUAACAAGUCUGUUUUUCCCUUCAGCAUA